Messenger RNA from Parnassius apollo (apollo), 309 nucleotides. Lineage: Eukaryota; Metazoa; Arthropoda; Insecta; Lepidoptera; Papilionidae. The record is from the annotation of a GenBank genome assembly.
AUGGUAUACGAAAAGUGUUGUAUUGGUGGUUGCAAUACAACACGUGAAACGCACCGGCUUUUUAGAUUCCAUAGGAACGAUAAUUUGUGGAUGUCUUUCAUAGUGCCGACAAAUCCCCAGCUCAUUGUACUUUCCAAAGAACAGUUACUUAACAAACGUUUCUGUGAAAAACAUUUUGAUAUAUUUCAGUUCGACAAUGAAGGCAGAAGACUUCGAUACUCUUACCCGUCCUUGCUUACUGACAAUGAAAUAGCUCAUGGUGUGCCUUCUGACUGCAACAGGAAUAGAAAUCUAAUGCUGAUGUGGUGA